AUGAGUUCAAAUGGUGCAAGGAAGAAUCUCAGAAAUAUCGGCGUGAAUCGAGAAUAUGCGUCUGACUCGUCAUCCGAGGACGAGCAAGCUCCUGAAACCGGAGCGCAAUUGGAGCAAAUAGGGAGCGCCAAUGAUGAUGAUGAUGAUGACUAUAUGGUCGAUACCAAUGGUCAACUAAACUCCAUGAAAAAGCAAGAUGACGACGCGUCGGGAGAACAAGACGAUGAGGAUGAUAUGUUUGCAGAUGAAGACGAAGAAACAGUUGCUCAAAGUAAGAAAAAAAGAGUUGAAUUUGCCCCAGUGCAAGCAGACUCUCUCCAUUCAGACGCAGAGCUCGAGAAUUAUGACAAAGAUGACGAAGAUGAUGAAGAUGACGAGCCUAGAUUUGAAUCAUUCAGCAUGAAAGAAGAAGAAGCCAACGGCAAAUUCGACGAAAUGGGAAACUACAUCCGCAACAACCCGUCGUCUCCCGAGUCCGGCGCAGACGAAGAUGAAUACCUAGCAGGAUUCGAUAGAUCUGAAAUCCGCAAGGCCCGUUUGGCACAACGGAAAAGAAAACAAGAAGAUAUACAAAAGGCGAAAUCACCACGAGAUGGAAAAAUGGUCCUCCCCCGCGUGGAAGAAAUGCUUGCGGAUUUGAUUGAAUUGUUAGAGCCUGCUGAAAGCUCGACGGAGGCAUUGUCGAGGUUGCAUACCUCCCUUGCAAAAUUGCAAAAGAAGAAGAAAACGAAGAACCAAAAGGAAAGGGAGGUGCACGGGCACAAGAAAGGGAAGGACGUUACCAUUGCACGAAUUACCGAGUUGUGCUCAAUGCUAUCUAGGCAUUUCGACGAUAGCGUAUACGACAUGCCGCGCGAGGCCUUGAUGCGGAACUACCAGAAUAGAACCGGUGAAGCAUACAGUAACAAAGCUCGAACCCAGCUGCUUAAACGGCCUCGCGAAACAUCAGAAGAUGAAGACGAAAAUGACGACGAAAAUGACGACGAGGAUUAUGGAGAGAAAAUAUGGGAGUUUCGCUGGCUCGGGGACGAUGUCGUCAACGGCCCUUAUUCUAGCUACGAAAUGCAUCAUUGGAAAAACUCGUAUUUCAAUAAUGGCGUCGAAGCUCGUAAACUCGGUGAAGAUGAAUUCACUCACAUUCAGCGCCUAUACUUCACCGUUGAUUGA
Molecule: messenger RNA, 1167 nt
Organism: Lodderomyces beijingensis
Lineage: Eukaryota; Fungi; Ascomycota; Pichiomycetes; Serinales; Debaryomycetaceae
Source: the annotation of a GenBank genome assembly